Molecule: messenger RNA, 1787 nt
Organism: Heterobilharzia americana
Lineage: Eukaryota; Metazoa; Platyhelminthes; Trematoda; Strigeidida; Schistosomatidae
Source: the annotation of a GenBank genome assembly
AUGCGUAGAAUCUAUCCAUGGUUCAUUUUAAUUACUGCUGCUUUGAGUGUGAUCUUCUUAGGUGGGAAACGAAGAGCAUUUGGAAUAUUUGUCGCUAAACUACACUCAGAAUUCAAUGAAACAACUUUGGCUGAAUUAAACUGGAUUGGUGAUUCAUAUGCUGCGGUGGGGUAUCUAAGCACAACGCUAACUACGUCCAUCAUACUGGGAACUGGUCGAUGGUAUGGAUUGUCACAAUUUUUCGGAGCAUGUUUUGUUCUCUUAGCGUGUUUAACUAGUGCAUUUGUACCAAGUCCACAUUGGUUAUUUUUAACGCAUACAUUAUUUCAUGGCAUUGGUUCAUCGCUUGUACUGAGUACAUCUGGUCUAGUUGUAAAUGAACAUUUCGAUAAAAAUCACCGUUAUCAUAUUCUGGCGACUACAUUAGUGUCUGGUGGGUCUGUAGCUUCCAUAUUAUUUGUCGAGUUGUACGCAGUGUUAAUUGAUUAUCAUGGAUGGCGGUCAGCAUUUAUUGUUCUCGGUGUAUUGUACUUUUUCGUAUUGUUAUUGGGUGCAUUUAUAUUUCAUAAAGAUCCUACAAAAUCAGAUCAUCAAAGUACCAAGAUGGAUGGACGCAAUCGGCUGAAUAUGUGUUGGCAACAAAGGAUACUGCUGAUACUUUGGACAGUAGAUCGAAUUAUCACAAGUAUUGUCACCUACGGUAUGCUGCUGAAUCUUGCCGACUACAUGUAUCGACAUGAAUCUUCACUGCAGAACAGUGUACUGUUGACAAAUUUAUUUGCGGCAGGUGAAGCAACAACCUAUUUAAUUGGAGCUUCAUUAACUGGGAUAACGAAGGAUUUCUUGAGAAAUCGUCUGAAAUAUAUUUUAAUUGGAACAAGUAUUGGUAUGGCGUUCGGUUUGAUAACAUGGGAAUUUUUAGCCUAUAGUCGUGUAAUGAGUUCAUUUCUAUCCUAUGCAACCGGAUUCUGCCUUGGACCAUCAGUAACGUUUUUGUUUCCAGCUGGCGAAGAAAUGACUCUACUGCCAGGUCAUUUAGCUUAUCCUUUCUCAUUAGGUGGAAUGGGUAUUGGUAUGGCACUAUCACCGAUUCUCUCUGCCUUCAUCGCACAAACAUUUAAGUAUCGAUGGUUUUUCUUAGUCCAGGGUGUUAUUGUUAUCAUUAAAUGCAUCUGUUUAAUAUGUUCCUGGAUGGUAUUAAAGAAUUUAACAAAAUCUCUAAUGGUUAUUGCUGAAACAGAAUCAACUCAUGCACAAAGUGAAAUCUCAAUUCAGCAUAAUACAGAUACAAUUGUUUCCCAUUCAGAAAUGAAUUACAAAGUAUGUCAUAAAUCAACACCUGGAAUUUGUUCAUCCAUAAAUAGUGAAGCAGAAUAUUUGAUUAGUCCAAUCACACAGAAACGUUCCAUUCCUAAAGUUGUAUCAUCAAUCGAUAUAUGAUAUUCUAAAAACCUAAAGUAAGGGAUAACAGCUAUCACACUCAGCAACUUUUGAGUCAGGAAUGGCAUUUGUAACUCUGCAAUCUACAAGAGACUCAUUUCCAAAUUAAGACUUACCGGUUGGGCCUAAUUCUUUGUCAAAAUUCAUCACAUUUGUAUGUAUAGCUUGCGGGUUUCAAAAGAAGGAAAAAUUUGGAAUUUCAGUGAAUGAUUUCUUCCGUCCACAGUAUUCAGUCCUUAGUGACCUAUCCGCUUUUUGCAUAAUGGCCUUGGAACUGCUGACUAUUGAAUCUUGAUAUCAUUGUGCUGUCAAGAAGUGGGAUUCAAACAUACAUUUCAUUCUGACUG